Messenger RNA from Durio zibethinus, 1610 nucleotides. RefSeq names its product 2-oxoglutarate and iron-dependent oxygenase domain-containing protein CP2-like. Lineage: Eukaryota; Viridiplantae; Streptophyta; Magnoliopsida; Malvales; Malvaceae. Gene Ontology annotation, molecular function: L-ascorbic acid binding; iron ion binding; oxidoreductase activity, acting on paired donors, with incorporation or reduction of molecular oxygen. The record is from RefSeq and is a predicted model, not a curated record.
CUUAAUUCCUUAAAACCCUAACUCUGAGCAGACCCUUGUAGAAGUUAAUUCAGGCUUUCAGCAGCUUCCUUUAUCCUUUUAUUUUUUUUUUCUUUGGCUACUAUAGAAAAUUCGUUUUUUAGGGGCUUCCGAACGAGCCUGUUUAUGAGCUCGAUAACGAGCCGAUUCCUCCUUCUCCCAAAUCUUGAAAUAAGGAUAUAAAAAAUCAUGUCUUUAGAUGUGUCUGGAAAAGAGACCCAACAACCAACGCCACCAAGUGCUGGUCAUAACGGAAACGGCGUGGCGGUGUUGCCGAGCAUGGCGACUACGCACCGGUUACGGCUGAACCCUAACACGGAGCACAAGCCGGAGACUUACGAGGGUUUGCAGUUGGAGUUCAGUCCGCUUCUGUUCAGCUCCCUGGAACGUUACUUGCCUCCUCCGAUGCUCUCACACUCUCGCGACUCCAAGCUCCAUUACAUGCGCGAUAUUAUCCUUCGUUACUCUCCUGAAGGCGAACGUACUCGCGUUCAAAGGCAUCGAGAAUACAGGCAAAAGAUUAUAUCACACUAUCAGCCUCUGCAUAGGGAAUUGUAUGCCAUGCAUGCCUCAAACUUCUUUGUCCCCUCAUUUCUCAAAGCAAUUAAUGAGAAUAAAGAGGAAAGUUUUAGAAGUAUAAUGGCUGAACCUGCUCUAGGGGUUUUUACAUUUGAAAUGCUUCAGCCCUGUUUCUGUGAAUUGUUGUUAUCUGAGGUAGAAAACUUCGAAAAAUGGGUCCAUGAGACAAAAUUCAGAAUCAUGCGACCAAACACAAUGAACAAAUUUGGUGCUGUUUUAGAUGACUUUGGUCUGGAGACCAUGCUUGACAAGUUGAUGGAGGACUUUAUCCGACCUAUAUCCAAAAUUUUCUUUUCUGACGUGGGUGGAUCUACACUGGAUUCUCAUCAUGGUUUUGUUGUUGAAUAUGGAAUUGACAGGGAUGUUGAGCUUGGUUUCCACGUGGAUGAUUCAGAAGUCACCUUAAAUGUUUGCUUGGGUAAACAAUUUUCUGGUGGAGACUUGUUCUUUCGAGGUGUUCGUUGUGAUAAACAUGUCAACACGGAAACCCAGUCCGAUGAAAUUUUGGAUUAUUUCCAUGUUCCUGGACAUGCAGUUCUUCAUCGUGGGCGCCAUAGGCAUGGUGCAAGAGCCACAACAUCUGGUCAUCGGGUCAACUUACUUUUGUGGUGCAGAAGUUCGGUGUUCCGUGAGCUGAGGAAAUAUCAGAAAGAUUUCUCAAGCUGGUGUGGAGAGUGCCAACGUGAGAAAAAAGAAAGGCAGCGUGUCUCAAUUGCCGCUACCAAACAGGAAUUACUGAAGAGGGAAGGGAAACCUGCGUCUUGAACUCAGUAUUAGCUUUUGUGGAUUAUUGCAAAAUUUGUUUUUCUUAUUUUGUUGUUAGUGGUGCACUUAUGAAGGUGUUGUGUAUCUUCAUUGUUUUGUACUUCAAUGCUGUAAAUUCGCAUCAUCUUGUUUGACCGAGUGUGAAGGCCAACUAGAACCAUAACUAAACUCCUCUUUUGUAGUAACAGUUGAAUGUGUUUUUUCCAUUUUAGAAUGGCAGUUGUUUGCUUCUGUUUCAGACUUCAAAA